UUCUAUCACUCUCUCUCUCUCUCUAGUUUACAACCUUUUCACGUGUCUCUCAUUUUCAUACUUCUCUUCUCCUUUCUUCACUCUGUUUGUUUCCUAGCAAAAGAAAAAAAUAACUCAAUUCUGUUUUUUUAAUUAUUAUUACAAACUUGUUCUUAGGGGCGGUGGUUGAUGUUUCUUUGUGGAGUUGUCUUCACAUAAAAAAUCUAACUUUGUUUGAAGGAUUGAAGCAUAGAUUAGAAAAGAAAAAAAAAUGGAAGGAAACAAGCAAGUUGGUUCUUCAUCUUCUUUCACUUCUGAACUCUUUGGUUCCAAUGACUUACAUCCAUCUUCUUCUUCUGGAAUUUUUGACUCUAUUUUUUCUCCAUCUCCUAAAGUGUUUGGAAGAGAGUCUCUGAACUCUGCACUGAAUGGGAAAACUGUCACUGAGGGAUUGAACUCCAAAAUUGACUACAUAAGUAAGGGAAGUGAUGGUGAAAAUCAGAAGAAGACAGCAUAUAAGGAUAUGAGUUCUAUUUAUCAAGAACAAAGAGUUCAACCAUGUCACCUUAGUUCAUCGAUCUAUUAUGGUGGCCAGGACAUAUAUUCUCAUCCUCAGAGUACACGAGAUUCGGGAUUGAACACUAUGUACAAGAAGGAUGGGGGAGAGGAUGAUUCAGGAAGUGCCUCAAGAGGAAACUGGUGGCAAGGAUCUCUCUAUUAUUAAAAAGAGUAUACUUGUCAAGGGAUAUGCUCCUCAAGGUUAAAUAGGAGGAUAGUGUGACAGUGUUGUCCAUCUUUUGUAACAUGGAAACGUUGUACUGUAGUUAUAAAUAAUGCUGUGGAUGGUUGGUUGCUUUCUCAAGCCAUACAACAGAAUCAUAAUAUGGACCUAUAGUUAUAAGUAUAUAUUUUUCAUUUUCCUGUACAGAAUAUGGUACUCUAUGAUGGUAAUGUAUAAGUUAUAUGAUAUAGAAAUAUGUAUCAUCAGCUACUUUUAUGUCGCUGAAAUGGGAGAAACUCUAUUUUUAGUGGUUUCCCCUCUAUGUAAUAUGUAUUUCAUAUGUAGUGACUGAAGCCUCUGGCUGAACUGAAAUAAUGUGUUUUAUGAAUAUAAUUCCUACUAGUUUAUACUCUGUA
Cicer arietinum (chickpea) is the source of this 1116-nucleotide messenger RNA. RefSeq lists its product as uncharacterized. The record is from RefSeq and is a predicted model, not a curated record. Lineage: Eukaryota; Viridiplantae; Streptophyta; Magnoliopsida; Fabales; Fabaceae.